AUGAAGGGUAACGAUCAAGAGCUAGAAGAUUUGGCACUCCGAAUGCGACACCUCGCCGUUUUCUCUUCAUCCGUCGCCGUCUUCGUUGCAGUUCUGUCCGUCUUCGCUCUUCCGAUUCUGAUUUCAUCCACACUUCAGGCAGUUGUGAGUAGAAUUUCAAUUUCAAACUUACUACUUUUGGAAAAAACUCUAGCAUCAGUAGAUGACAGCUUGGGGCGAUGCACUGCGGAUGCAUUCAAAAUGUACAAAGCGAUUGACGAAAUCGAAAUUCAAUUGAUUCGAUCAUUCAACAAAACUUCUCAACGAACGAAACGUGGCGGUGGAUAUGCUUCAGCGUCUUCUUAUGGGCAAUAUUCUGGACAGUAUUCUGGACAACAAUACGAUUCAGUCGGCACUCCAACUUCCAAUGGUCAAUAUCGAUUCUUCCCAGAGGUUCUCGAAGCAAUUCGUGCCAGACGUCCAACACUUCACUCUCUUCAACAGGAUUAUCAUUCAGGAGGAGGAGGUGGAUGUGGAGUAUCUUCACAGGGAUAUCAAACGAGACCAACUUUUGUUGGACCACAAACUGGUUCCAUCCUUCGCGAUGGUCAGUCUGGAUUCAACGGAGGCGGUGGUUGUGUUCCACGAUUUGGACCACCUGGACCACCAGGAACUCCAGGACAAUCUGGAAGAGAUGGAUCCGAUGGAGAAGCAGGAUCCAAUGGAGGGCAAGGAAGAGAUGGAGUCGCAGAUAUUGAUAGAGAACCAUGCCAAGUCUGUGCUCCAGCACCACAAGGAUAUCCAGGACCACCGGGACCAAGAGGAAGAACUGGAGAGCAAGGAGCACCUGGAUUAGAUGGAAACACUUUUGAUGGAGAGGAUGGAGUACCAGGACUUCCAGGGCCACCCGGACCACCAGGACCACCUGGAUUGCCAGGAUCUAUGGGAGAACAUGGGCAAUAUAGAGAGGAAGAGAUUGCCGGACCGCCAGGACCACCAGGAGUUAAAGGGCCACAAGGAGGUGUUGGAUCGAGAGGAGCGGAAGGAAAUCCAGGACCAAAGGGACCACCAGGACAACAGGGAAACCCGGGAGCACCAGGAGUAGGAGGACGGCCAGGACUUCAAGGAAGACCUGGAAAUCCAGGAGCGCCAGGAUCUCCAGCAUCCUGCGAUCAUUGUGCACCACCGGUCCUCGAACCAGGAUAUCAAGUGGAUGUGAAAAAGACUCUCAAACGUUCAUCUCCAUGA
Messenger RNA from Caenorhabditis briggsae, 1227 nucleotides. RefSeq names its product Protein CBR-COL-115 (gene Cbr-col-115). The transcript has 4 exons. Lineage: Eukaryota; Metazoa; Nematoda; Chromadorea; Rhabditida; Rhabditidae. The coding region runs from base 1 to 1227 and encodes 408 amino acids. The record is from RefSeq and is a predicted model, not a curated record.